AUGGCAACCGCCUAUUUGCCUUACUACGACUGCAUCAAGUGUACGUUGCACGCGGCUUUAUGCAUCGGGAAUUAUCCUUCAUGUACCGUGGAGCGUCAUAAUAAACCAGAAGUUGAGGUUGCAGACCAUCUGGAGAAUAAUGGUGAAAGAAAAGUACAAGAUUUCCUUCUUAACCCUAUACGCAUUGUGCGUUCAGAACAGGAAAGUUGUCUUAUUGAACCUAGUAUAAACAGCACACGCAUAUCUGUAUCGUUUCUCAAGAGCGACGCUAUUGCGGAGAUUAUUGCCCGAAAGUACGUUGGAUUUUUAGCUCAGCGAGCCAAACAGUUUCAUAUCUUGAGAAAAAAGCCUAUUCCGGGGUAUGAUAUAAGUUUUUUGAUUUCUCACGAGGAAGUAGAAACAAUGCAUAGGAAUAAGAUUAUUCAAUUUAUAAUUACUUUCUUGAUGGAUAUUGAUGCUGACAUUGCUGCAAUGAAGUUGAAUGUGAAUCAACGUGCACGUCGAGCAGCGAUGGAAUUCUUCCUUGCAUUGAAUUUCACAUGA
Trypanosoma cruzi is the source of this 543-nucleotide messenger RNA. RefSeq names its product ARP2/3 complex subunit, putative. The coding region runs from base 1 to 543 and encodes 180 amino acids. Lineage: Eukaryota; Euglenozoa; Kinetoplastea; Trypanosomatida; Trypanosomatidae. The record is from RefSeq and is a predicted model, not a curated record. Gene Ontology annotation, cellular component: actin cytoskeleton; Arp2/3 protein complex. Gene Ontology annotation, biological process: Arp2/3 complex-mediated actin nucleation; actin filament polymerization. The transcript has a single exon. Gene Ontology annotation, molecular function: actin filament binding.